Saxophila tyrrhenica is the source of this 1758-nucleotide messenger RNA. RefSeq lists its product as uncharacterized. Bases 1 to 1758 code for a protein of 585 amino acids. The transcript has 7 exons. Lineage: Eukaryota; Fungi; Ascomycota; Dothideomycetes; Mycosphaerellales; Extremaceae. The record is from RefSeq and is a predicted model, not a curated record.
AUGAGCACUGUCGUCUCGCAGAGUCCUUCCAAUCAGCCGUCAGCAACCAAUCCGGAAAGGCAACAGAGUCAUGUUCGCUCCGGCUCUGUUGGUGAAGAGCAUCUCCAACCUUUGGACCCUUUCGAAUCGAUACAUUCCUCUGGGUCCGAAUCUUCUCAGAUUAAGCCAGGCAGCGUCGUGAACAACAGCGAUGAAACGAUCUACGUGUCUGGUGACCAUUGGACGUCGGUCUGCAAUGAGAUUGCAGACCUCAGAGAGCAGAUCGAUCAGUCUGCCGAAGAAUCGCCGCCUUAUGGAGUGGACACCAACCAGAGCAGGAUGUCCAUGCUGCUCGAAGGCGUGAGAGGCGCUAAAGACCUCCAAGACGUGCUGGCCGACCUUCCAUCACGAAACGUUUGCAACAGGCUUAUUCACAGGUACUUCAAUUCUGCUGAGUACUCAAUUGUGGUCUUACAUAUGCCGACUUUUGAGCGGGAGUACCAACAUUUCUGGAUUGAGCCUCAUGAGUAUUCGCCCACCUGGGUGGGCUUGCUGUUCUCAAUCUUGACAAUAUCAGCUUUCCUCUACCAACGUGCGCAGGACCCUUUACCCGAUGAGCUUGGGACGCCCGAAGAGGUUAUGGAGCUCUUUCAGAGACGAUCGACAGACUGCCUCCUUAUGGCAAAUCACUGCACUGCGCCUGGACCUUAUACCAUUCCAGCACUGUUGUUGAACAUUCAGAACGAGUUCAUACGCCGCCGCGAUGCCCACCUAAGCGUUUGGCUUCUGGCUGGGGUGGCGCUCCGCCUUGCCAUGCGGAUGGGCUACCAUCGUGACCCUGAGGGUUACGCUCAGUUUACGAUUCUGUACACAAUCACCAAGACAAGGAUGACCACUGUAUUCCGAGCAAUCUACAACCGAGUCACUCUGGCUCGCACCGAGUCGUACGAGGGCAUCAUGGCACUACACAGGCGCCUUGCCGCCGCACGAGAAACCAUAUCGCCUCGACUGCAAAUGACCAGCUUUCACAGCAGCAUCACCGGUAGUCCAUAUCUGAUGAUCCGGCGCUACAACCUGGAACUUAUAUAUCUGAAGUCGCUAUGCUUGCUGCACCGCCAUCACAUGGUCAAGUCCUACCAAGAUCCAACUUACAACUUCUCGAGGAUCACAUGCAUCGAGGCAGCAAUGGCUAUUUUGAGACACCAAGCCGAUAUUCGGAUAGAGAUGCGUUCUGGUGAUGCUCUUCACCGAAGCAGAUGGCUUGAGACCUCACUUGCGCAGACUGACUUCUUGAUGGCAGCCAUCAUCAUCUGUCUCGAGCUCAGUUCUUGCGCUGCGUCGCAGCCCGCUCAAUCAUACGAAGAACAACAUAGCAGCGUCUCCAGGUUUAGCCAAGCGGAGUUGCUCGAAACGCUUCGUAGCGCUCACGACUUCUUGGACGAGCUACGGCACCUGUCGAAAGAGUGUCGACAGGCAUUCGGCGUCACCACAGCUAUGUUGAACAAGUUCUCCCAGACGGUCGAGUCCCAGCAGGCGGUUCCUCCACGGGUAGAAGUCUCCGCGCCAUCUGCUGAUACCAACACACUUCUUGGACAAGACGUACUCGAAAGCUCCAGCGGAUCCGGCGACGCAAGCUUCGAGAUGGCGCACGAGCAGUUCCUGCAGUCCGACUUUGCUUCUUCAACACUUGAAGGUCUGGAAUCUUUCUGGAACACUCCUGAGAUGAUAGAUUGGGACCUAUGGGAGGCGUAUGUACGAGGCGCCAACCCCGAAGAAUAG